CGGGUAUUUAAACUAUAUAUAUAUAUAUAAUCACUGGACUCAUAGCAAUAUACGCAGUGGCACAUACAGUGUUUGCGCCACUCUCGCAUCAUCAAUUGCUAAUAUUAACCAACUCUCUCUGAACAUGGAAUCGUUAAAUCUGGCGAUUCUCACUAUUUGUUUAGGUGCAAUUGGUGUUCUGAUUUAUUUUUAUCGUCAAAUAAAUUUUUGGAAACAAAGAGGAAUACCACAAAUCCAAUGUCUACCAAUUGUCGGCAGUCAUUUGCGUCUCAUAACAGGAAGAAUGGCAGUAAGUGAUUUUGCAAAGCACAUAUACAAUUGUCAUCCAAAUGCAAAAUAUUUCGGUAUGAUGGACUUUAAUACACCGGUGGCAGUUGUACGUGAUCCUGAAUUAAUUAAAGAAAUAGGCGUUAAAAGUUUCGAGCAUUUUCUCGAUCACAAAAGUUUUCUCGACGAAACAAUGGAUCCGAUUUUCGGUAAAAAUGUCUUUUCCCUAAAGGGCGAUCGUUGGAAACAAAUGAGAAAUACCCUCAGUCCAUCAUUUACGGCAGUAAAAAUGAAAUUCAUGUUCGAAUUAAUUGAUAAAUGCGCGAGUGAUUUUGUGAAAUAUUUUUUAGAGCAUGAGGAUGAAACAAUGUCUAUUAAUACCAAGGACGCAUUUACGAGAUACACUAACGACGUCAUAGCAACCGCUGCAUUUGGUAUAAGCGUAAAUUCAAUGAAGGACAAAGAGAAUGAAUUUUACGUUCAUGGAGCUGAUGCAUCAUCAUUUAGGGGUUUUUGGCGAUUCGCAAAAUUCAUAAUAUUUCGAAUAUGUCCGGGAUUUUUGAGAUUUAUUGGCGAGCCGUUCGUGUCACGUUCGUCGGCACGAUUUUUCAAGGCAGUGAUACGUGAGACUCUUAAAGCAAGAGAAGAAAAUGGAAUUGUACGACCGGAUAUGAUUCAUUUGCUUAUGGAGGCGAAGGAAAAGGACGAUGGUAUUGAUUUAUCAGUUGAUGAUAUUGUGGCACAAAGUUUUAUUUUUUUUAUAGCUGGUUUUGAAACAUCAUCAACGCUAAUGAGUUUUCUCGCACAUGAAUUGGUCAUGAAUCCGGAUGUUCAGGAAAAAUUGCGUAACGAAGUGGACAUGGUGAUGAAAGUAAAUAAUGGUGAAAUCAAUUACGAUACUCUCACUAAAAUGAAAUAUCUCGAUAUGGUUGUUUCAGAGGUGCUCCGAAAGUAUCCGCCAGCUCCUGUUGUUGAUAGAGUUUGUGUGAAAACUUACACUUUACCAAAACCCACACCAGAUAGUGGGGAAUAUAUUGCUGAACCAAACACAUCAAUUUGGAUACCGGUUAUUGGUUUACAUCAUGAUCCAAAAUACUUUCCAAAUCCAGAAAAGUUCGAUCCAGAAAGAUUUAGUGAUGAGAAUAAGGAUGAUAUUAAUCCCUACACUUAUCUACCGUUUGGUCUUGGACCACGCAAAUGUAUCGGAAAUCGAUUUGCCCUAAUGGAGACGAAAUUACUUCUCAUUUACAUACUGAAGCAUUUUAUUUUGGAACGAACGGAAAAGACGCAACAUCCACUUAAAUACGAAAUCAGUGUCACUAUUGGAGUUAAAGGUAGUACCUGGGCAAAAUUUGUCAGAAGAACACCAAAAGUCACAUAAAGAAAUAUUCAACACUAAUAGACUGUAACAUUUUUAUGUAACGAUGCGAAAAUGUUUUAUCUAAUUUAAAAAUAUUUCUCUUUUUCAUAUAAAAGCAUCUUUAAUUCAUAAUAUUUCUUCACUUCAUUUAUUUUUUAUUUUACUUUACUUUGUCAUUUCAAUUGUGUCAUUUCCAAAUUUACUUUAUUCUACAAAAAGUCAUCAAAUGAACGCAUAUUUCAUACGAUUUUAUUUGUACAUAAUUAAAUUUAAUAGAAAAUAAAAGACUUUACCUAAGAAACGAAAAAAAAUGUUUCCUCACUCUUUAAAUCUGAAUAAGAUAAAAAUAAAAAACUGACAAUAAGUUACAUUCAAUUUUUCUAGUUGUAAUUAUCAUAAUUUUUGAAGAUAAAAACUUUUUGCCUUAAACAAAAUGCAAAAAGGUAGCAAAAAGUAGCAUUCAAUCAAACUAAAAAAAGUAGUAAAAAAGUGCUAUGGAGAAAUUAAACUUGACAACCAAAAAAAAACUCGUUUUAGAAACUUCACAAAAAUUUCAUUCUAUAUUUUACUUUCCUGCCUUUUUCCCAGUUUUCAUAAUAAAU
Molecule: messenger RNA, 2229 nt
Organism: Leptopilina heterotoma
Lineage: Eukaryota; Metazoa; Arthropoda; Insecta; Hymenoptera; Figitidae
Product: cytochrome P450 9e2-like
Exons: 1
Coding region: 125-1648 (507 amino acids)
Molecular function (GO): oxidoreductase activity, acting on paired donors, with incorporation or reduction of molecular oxygen; iron ion binding; monooxygenase activity
Source: RefSeq, a predicted model, not a curated record